CCCCCCUUCUCUAGCACUCGGUGCGGGCAGCAGUUACCGACUUACCGCCACAGGUUUCCCCGGCUUCUCUACUUAUCCCGCAUGGAGCCUGCGCUGUGAAGUCUAAAGUUCCCCCCCGCCGCUGCCGCCGGAGAAGAUGACGGGGAGAGGUCCGACUGAGAGGAGCUAGAGGUGGGGGGGCCGCAGGAGUUACAUGAGGCCGGUUACCCGCGGGCAACGCACACCCGGAUUUACUCAGAGUUGGGCGCUUUCGACAUGUCGGCGAUCUCUGCCGCCGAGAAAGUGGACGGUUUCACGCGGAAGUCCGUGAGAAAGGCGCAGAGGCAGAAACGGUCGCAGGGCUCGUCCCAGUUCCACGGGCAGGGGCCCCUGGUGGAGCUGUCCCCGCUCCCCCAGCUCAAAGAUGCCACGUCCGGGGACCAGCAGGAUCUCUUCUGUCAGAAGCUACAGCAGUGCUGUGUACUGUUUGAUUUUAUGGACUCUAUAUCCGACCUAAAGAGCAAAGAAAUCAAGAGAGCCACGCUGAAUGAGCUGGUGGAGUACGUGUCCACAAAUCGUGGAGUGAUCAUAGAGACUGCGUACCCCGAUAUCAUACGAAUGAUUAGUUCGAAUAUUUUCCGAACACUCCCUCCUAGUGACAAUCCAGACUUUGAUCCGGAAGAGGAUGAGCCGACAUUAGAAGUUUCAUGGCCUCACAUACAGCUUGUGUAUGAGUUUUUCCUGAGAUUUUUGGAGAGUCCAGAUUUUCAGCCUAGCAUUGCAAAGAGGUUUGUGGACCAGAAAUUUGUACAGCAGCUUUUGGACCUGUUUGACAGCGAAGAUCCCCGGGAGCGAGAUUUCCUCAAGACUGUAUUACAUCGGAUCUAUGGCAAGUUCCUAGGCCUAAGAGCGUUCAUCAGAAAACAAAUUAACAACAUUUUUCUCAGGUUUAUCUAUGAAACAGAACAUUUUAAUGGGGUUGCCGAAUUGCUUGAAAUAUUGGGAAGCAUUAUCAAUGGUUUUGCGUUACCGUUAAAAUCUGAACAUAAACAGUUCCUCAUGAAAGUCCUGAUUCCGAUGCACACGGCGAAAGGUCUGGCUUUAUUUCAUGCACAGCUUGCAUAUUGUGUUGUCCAGUUUUUGGAGAAGGACACCACCCUGACAGAACCAGUUAUUGGAGGAUUGUUAAAAUUCUGGCCUAAAACUUGUAGCCAGAAAGAGGUGAUGUACUUGGGGGAAAUAGAAGAAAUCUUGGAUGUCAUCGAGCCGACUCAGUUUAAAAAGAUUCAAGAACCUCUGUUUAAGCAAAUAUCGAAAUGCGUGUCCAGCUCUCACUUUCAGGUCGCCGAGCGGGCCCUCUACUUCUGGAACAACGAGUAUAUUCUCAGCCUGAUCGAGGAGAAUAUUGAUAAGAUCCUGCCCAUCAUGUUCGGCAGCUUAUACAAAAUCUCCAAAGAACACUGGAACCCGACAAUUGUAGCCCUGGUGUACAACGUGCUGAAAACGUUAAUGGAAAUGAAUGGGAAACUCUUUGAUGAGCUUACAGGCUCCUAUAAAGCAGAACGUCAGAGGGAGAAGAAGAAGGAGCUGGAGCGCGAGGAGCUGUGGAGAAGGCUGGACGACCUGCAGCUGAAGAAGGCCCUGGCCGAUCAGCCGAACAGUGCUUUUAGUGUACAGAACAAUACAAGUGCCAAAUAGACCACAUCAUGUCGACCUCUGCUUCAUAGGCAUACUUUUGUAUAUUUUUUUUCUGUUCUAUUUCCCCCCCUGAAAUUGUAAAGUAAAAGCCGAUUAUUAUAAUUUUUUUUUGUUAGGGGGGUGCAUCUCCCCUUCCUGAGAUCUGCUCCGCUGUGAGUGGGGGGUCAGCGAUUCAUUGCAGGGCAACUUGUUGCUGACCCCUCGGACAGCGGGCAUGUUAACCAGCUCUGUGUUACAGCGUUAGUCAUGAUUACUGGGGAGGAGAAUAUUAUUAUUUUUUUUUUUUUUUUUUUUUUUUCUUUUUUUUUUAUAACCUAUAAUUUGAGUGAGGUAAUUCUGGGGGUGGUGAGAAUUAUGACUUGAAUUCUUUAAUAUUAUUAUAUAUAUAUAUUUUUUGAUUGUGUUGCACAUAGGUGUAUUAGUCUGCUAUGUACAUUUUUCUUGUGUUAAUCUCUCUACUGUUCUGUGUUUGGAGGUUCUUAAGGCGCCCCCACGUCGGACACCCUCCGCGGUGGCGGCAGCCAUGUUUUAUGGGCAGAACCAGCAGUAUCCAUGAAAUGCAUCUCCCUGGGAACUGGUGCUGUAUCAGUAGACCCCACUGACUUCAUUUUUGGUUUGCUGAACCCAUGAUAGACCGCCAUUUAUCUCCCCCAUAACAGGUACACAUCAUUACUAUAGCUCUUGGCACUACUGUUUCUAUAGAAAAGGUACUUUCUUUUUGACUACCAGCCUUGUAAAUGCAGAUUUUUCUAUACUGAGCAAGUAGGGAAGUUUGGUUGGGGGGGAAGGGGGGUUGGGUUGUCUUUGCUCCAUUUCCUAAACCCCUGAGACAAUACGGCUUAUAGAAGUCUCCCGUACCGCAAGGUAGCUGCUCUGUUUCCUGCUGGGUUUAAAGACGCGCACAUGGAGUAGCCUUGCCAUUCAUUUGCGUUGUAGCAGUCACCUAUGCAAAUCAUUCCAGUGAGUAUUAGACAAUGUGUAGUGAGUGGCAAGGAAGUAUUAGUGACGUCUGUGUCCGUGCUGGUGUCGUGCACUUCUCCCCCAGUGAUCCUUUAAUGAGAUAAUAGCUUUACAAUAAUGUCUGUGUGCAGGCGGAGAUCAGCGGUGCAGGCGCUCCGAUGAGUAGAUGGCCCCCCCUUAGACAAUAGUUGCUUUACUUCUUCACUUCAGAGUUGUGUUUUUUAUUUUUUUAAAGCGGGCCUAGUUCUUUUGUGACGUCCUCCCAGUUGCCAUGCAACACGUAGCAGAGCCAGGUUUGUCAUUUGAUACAAUUCAGCUCUGCUACAUCUCUGCAUAAUGCAAGUAGCUUUUGCACGAGCCGACAGGUUGCGACAGUCUAGGCUUGACCGCUCGCACAAUAGCUGCAUUGAAUUUUUGCAUUGGCAGCCGAUCUAAUGGAAAUGAUGCAAUAGUUGAUAGAAUUGUAAAUGAUUUUAUUACACACGUGGGGAUUGGACGGUUAAUCCUACAGCGGUGCUUGUUUGGUUAGGGAUUAUCACUGACCCGUGUGUCCUCUGUCACACAUUGGGGAUCUCCACUUUUUUACGGUAUUAUUCCAAAUCUAAGAGUAGGAACACCCACACUAUACAGCCCCUCAAUGGCCCAGGGCUCCCCUUCCCACCAAAUUCUCCACCUCAAGAUUGUUGCAACUGAAUUUCAGGCUUGACAUAGAGCCACUUGAACUCUGAUCGUGGGAUGACCGGAUCCGACUUCACAGGGUUGGUUUGUUGUCUGUUACCAUGGAGACAAUAGGUCUAUAUAGGAGCUUUUUUUUUAUUAUUAUAACCCAUUGCAGAUUUGCUACAUUUCUCAUUUUAGACACUUUUUGACAAAAAUAACUUUGUGAAGGUGGACAUGGCAUUUAAUCUGAUUCAUGUUGUGGGUCGGGGCGCCCCCUUUAUGGCAUUCUAUAGAUGCCAUUUAGUAAAGUACCCUAUAACCUAAAUCGGAUAAAACACUAUGGCUGCCUUCACAACCCGAUUAUUAUAAUUUUUUUGUCCCAGUGAAUCCAAAAUGAAAAAUUAAGCAGCUUUGCAAUAGGUGAAAAUACUAAACUUCCUUCAGCUCCUAUACAGACCUAUGUGUCUCCAUGGUAACAGACAGCAAACAAACCCCGUGUAGUCUGAUCUUGCAGUUAUUACCUGCUACCUGUACUUCUUGCUACACUACCAAUGUGUGGCAAAUGGAGGGAAAUUUGGUGUCCAAGGUGGACCUGGCCUUAAAAGGGGCUUACCGGUAAUAACUUUUUAUCACGUGUCCGCCGCCUGACCCCUGAAACAGAAGAUUCAUAUUUACUUGCUCCGCCAUGCGGCCCCCAUCUUCCAGUCCCGGCGCUGUUUACAUCCAGCUGGCCACUGGCAUGGUCACACGCUCUGCACCAGCCAAUGACUGGCUUCAGUGGUGACGUGGCCAGGAGCUGCACAUCACCGUUGAAGCCAGUCAUUGGCUGGAGCAUGCGUGUGACCAUGUCCAUCCACUGCCAGGUGUAAGCCGUGCGGGGCGGAGGAUUGGAGUGGACUAGAGCAGGUAAGUGUCAAUCUUGUGUUCCAGGGGGCAGGCAGCAGGCACUUGAUAAAAAAUAAUUAUUAUUAUUGGAAAACCUCUUUAAUGGCUCCUUGGGGAGCGGUUCAUAGAGCAAAGGUAUUGCACCCUGUGCAUUUUUAGGUGAUCUGUACGAUGUCCUAUGUACAGGGACCUGUCCUUCAGAUUACUUUUGCUAGAUUGCAGGUCACGUGUCAUUCCAAUAUCUUAUGGGGGAAACUCCGGCAUACAGUAUGUGUCACACAUGCAACUUUAUGGACCCCAUAAAAAUAGCCUUGGAGCAAUAGCCUAAUUUUCCUCUGUAUUUCUCCCUCCUUAGCACGGUCAGUGAGAGAACCCCAUUUACUGUGCGCCAAUUAUACAAGGGGUCGCUCUAUGGACCUCUCAAGUUCUGUGCUGAUCUCUUCUAGGUAUUCUCCAUCCUAUAUCCUGUAGAUCAGACAUGGCAGCCCGGUAUGUGUCUUAGCUCAAUGCCCCACGUUACAUGCAGAUUUCUGUCUGCUGCUAUGGAAGGACAGCAGGUCGUCAGUUUAAUAACUUUGUCCAUUGAGCAUUGACAUGACUUGGGAGCGUUUCCCCUUUAAGUAAAUGGAAAAAAGACACCAUAGUCAACUGCUUGACUUAUCUAUUACUACGGGACAUAACUGACAUGAAUGACUGUGGGACUUGGUGACAAGCCCCAUAGAAGCGCCAAGGUUUUUUUGUUUGUUUUUUAUUAGGGGAAAUGAUUUAUAACUCACAAUAGCCAAUUGGCAUCAACUGUCAGCAGCCUUAAUCUUGCACCCCAUUAUUAAAGGGGUUGUACAGGAUUACAAGAACAUGGCUGCCUUCUGCCGAAACCAAUGAGAUGUUUCUGGUAUUGCCUCUUGGCUCCAAUAAAGUAAUUUGGGGUGAGCUGCAGUACCACACGCAAACUGCAGACGAGUAUGGCGCUGUUUUUGGAAGAAGCAGCCAUGUUCACGUCAACACCCUGCUGAGAUAUACCACUAUGCUGUACGGUAACAUUCCAUAAUCUGGAUUACAAUGUGAACAACGAAAUGCUGAUUAUGGUCCAUGUAGGAUGACUCUUUUCAGUGGUCGGGGGUCCAUUAAAACGCUACUACCUACGUGCAGGAGAUGAGCCAUGCUGCUGGCCAACACUCCGGCUUUUGUAGUCCCAUUAAUGCCAUGCAGAAUCUAUUAGAGGGGAGACGUAGCCCCCCAAAUCCUGCCCCAUUGACAUACAUGAGCUGCUGGGAAUACCCAGCCCAUAGACACUCAAGGGUAUCUGACCACCCCCUAGAUAUUAUAUUAUUGCAUGCUGGGACUAAAGCUUACCCUAUACCAAUCACGUGCGGGGACCUGCAAUAAUGAAUACCUACAUUCAGGGAGAUUUGUUUUCAGGGAUUGUCUAGUUUUUAAUGUACGAAAAUAAAAAAUUUAUGCCUAAGAGGAAAUGUCACUGUACGGAAUACAGGGAAACUUUGUAGUUUUUUUUUUUUUUUUUUAGUCCAAUAUUUUUUUUUUCCUCUUUUAGUAAAUAAAAUUCUAUUUAUCCUAUUUUAAAGAGCUCUUAAGAACCAGAAAUGAAGGACUCCGUGCAUUUUCCCCGUUUUUUUUUUGUUUUUUUUUGUCUCUGGAUGACUAUUUUCAUACUAGAAUGAUUUAUUCAACGAGAAUGACAGUAUAUAUAGAUAUAUUUCUAUUUUUUAAAUUUCAUGUAACAUUUUUUCCUGGGAGAAAAAAAAAAAUCUGAAUUUAUAUUCGAUAAAGCUUUAGGAUACUGCAGAUUCUAUUAUUGCACCCGGUCAAAUGGUCUGUAAUGGCGCCAGAACCUGCUCGGUUGCCGUUUCUUAAAUUGGUGGGCUGAAACGCGUCAGGCUUUAACAACAAUGAAAAAAAAAGUCUGGAGGCAAACAGCUGGGUUUCAUGAUAAGUGUGUGACUAUAUGAAUUCUCCUGCUGUUCCAUGGUUACUGUCUGUACUUCAUCCUGUAGGCUUUAGAUGAUGGCGCCCCGUUUUAUGUCACAGAAACGCAGUAUGAAACAGAACGCGUUGAGUGACCUUCUGUCGUCUGCUCCGUGCUGAAGCAUUUCUCUAGAAGUACCAUUCCAAUCACUGGCAGUCGUGUGAAACUCUUGUUUUGUACAUUUAAAGGCAGUCACCAGGGGAACGUCAUUUAAUAAACUCUCUGUUUGUA
Molecule: messenger RNA, 6397 nt
Organism: Bufo gargarizans (Asiatic toad)
Lineage: Eukaryota; Metazoa; Chordata; Amphibia; Anura; Bufonidae
Gene: PPP2R5A
Product: protein phosphatase 2 regulatory subunit B'alpha
Exons: 13
Coding region: 256-1677 (473 amino acids)
Biological process (GO): protein dephosphorylation; signal transduction
Cellular component (GO): nucleus; cytosol; protein phosphatase type 2A complex
Molecular function (GO): protein phosphatase activator activity
Source: RefSeq, a predicted model, not a curated record